AUGUUCAACGAGAGAAAGCUCACUGGCACGGGCCACGGCUUCGUGAAGGCGUACAGCAACAACUGGUUAUCGCAGCUUGGUGCCGUCUACAGGUACGAAUCACCGAAGGAUGUGUUGCGAAAACCGAAUCACCAACACAGGAAGAUCGCCCUCUACAGUAUCCUGGCGAUGGCGUUCGUCGCCUUUUUCACGCUGUUCAUGAUCGUGCACGAGGCAGACCGUCGAUCACGCCAACUGGUGAUCGAAUCGAGUUUUGGCAACGAAACAGCCAUCGAACCGAGUGCCGGUGGGUACAACACCGUCCUUACGACGCCACUUUCCGCUGGAAAUCCUGCGAACGGAUCCGGUGAAGCAGAUGAUCCGCACCGAUCCGACCCAAUUCCGGUGAAUCGUCCCCGGCGACUUCGAUUUUACGACGGCGAUGAGCAACGUGAAGCCGUUACCGUCGGUCAGGAUCGGUUGGUGUUGCUUCCAGCUCGCUUCCUGAGACCACCUUCAUCGGCUGUAGCUCCUCAGUGGGCUUCCGGUGAGGAUGAGAUUGCCUCGGCCCAACGCCGGGAUGCUUUUGUCUCCGAGCCGAAACCUUUCCAGCUGCAAACGCUUCCAUCGCACGGAUUACCGAACGUCGUGCCGGUUGGAUUCCGUCCAAUGCCCCGAGGAAACCGAUCCGCUAAAGCGCUUUCCACCGCCGAUUGGUCGUCGGCUAACGUGCAGGAGCUCAUCCGGCAGCUCACGAUGGCCAAACGCACGCAACAGCAGCAGGAACAACAGCAGCAGCUGUACUACAGUUACCCGUAUCUAGCGUCACCACAACCGGCCGAAUUUGGACAUCCGGUUCACCCGAACCACCGCAUCAAGUUCAGCGGCAUUUAUCGGCAUCCGCGGAAGAACGGUGACAUCACGACGUUGUUCGGUGCAGCCUCACAACGUCCACGUGAGGUCCGGCUGCAGGCACCCCAGCUCAUUAACCAACAGCUGCAACCGGACCGGUUGUACAACUUCAAACCACAGAAUCCGAGCGAGGUAAAUCUGUUGGCCACGGAGCAGUUCCGAUUCGCACCGCAAGCAGACGACGAGAUGCCGGAAGGUUGGCCUGUCCAGGGGAUGCCCUUCUCCGUGAUGCUCAACCUGGAACCAAUGCCCAUGGGUGGUGGAGUUCCAUCGAAGGGUACGCACCAACAGAACCAACGGAACCGGCAACGUCCUCGGUUCCCGUAUCGCACGAUCCCGCCCUACCGCGGACAGUGGACGGGAGAGCAGUCCUUCGCGCAGUUGACCCCGUAUCAGCAACGUUUGGCCGCACGGGCACCAUACCGACCAGGAAUCGGAUUCGGGCAGGCGGGAAGCGACGAGUACGAGGGUGAAAACUACUACCGCAAGGAAGGCCGGGUGUACCCGCAGCCGGUUCGAGUGCCCGCGUACUCUGCGCCCUUCAUUGGAUCCGGCUUUCAACCGGGCCGGUUGAUGGUGCACUUCAACAUCUACCCACGGCCAACGCUUUCGCUGGUGGCUGGACGAAAAUCUGGCACGACCGAAACUACGGAACCAGCGACCAUUACAACGACGACAACGACCACUUUGGCACCGAGUGGAUCGGGCGAAUCGAUCGAACUGAACGUGGGCGAGUUGUCGGGGAAGGAUCAACCGGCGAGCAUUCUGCGGCCACCCGAAUCCGUAACCCCCACGGUAGAGGUGCUCAAAUCGAUCGAGAUUCCAACGCGCAUUAACUUCGAUCACGUGCCGCUCGGACGCAAUCCGCCACCACCGGUACCGUCGUUCAGCAGGUGGACGAGUGACGAACGCACCGGGAGACUGUGGAACGUCGGACUAUCGUGA
This is a messenger RNA of Anopheles nili, 1836 nucleotides long. RefSeq lists its product as uncharacterized. Lineage: Eukaryota; Metazoa; Arthropoda; Insecta; Diptera; Culicidae. The record is from RefSeq and is a predicted model, not a curated record. The coding region runs from base 1 to 1836 and encodes 611 amino acids. The transcript is spliced from 2 exons.